AUGAGAGUCUUGCUAUUAUUGUUCGUACUCUUCGGUGUUUCUCCGUGGGAGGUUGGAAACGUUUUGGAAGAUGACGACGCAGUGUUCGAAAGACAGAUUAAAAUGAUGAGCAGGCCACCGGUCAAGACAAUUGUGACUGCGGAAGGCGACACCAUUGACUGCAUCGACAUUGAUAAACAACCAUCACUAGAACAUCCUUUGUUGAAGAAUCACAAAGUUCAAGUGGUGGUGGCAUUGACAGACAGUAAGGUAGAAAAUAUUAAAUAUGGAAUUUAUGGGAGAACAUCCAUCUACACUAUAACCGUUGCCUCUGACCAAUCCAGUUCACAUAAUAUAUGGAUUCAAAGUGGGCCCGUAGAUCAUCUUAGCAUGAUUGUAGCUGGUUGGACGGUUUCUCCACAACUCUAUGGAAAUAGUCUUCCUCGGCUCUUCACAUACUGGACGGGCGAUGGUCACCGAGACGGAUGCUUCAACCUGUUGUGUCCAGGUUUUGUCCUUGUAGACGGGGGAGCACUUAUCGAUACACCCUUAGUUAGUUCUACUUAUGGUGGAGAUCAACAUGAGCUUGCAAUCCUUGUCCAGCAGGACCGCACAACUGGGAAUUGGUGGCUGAUGAUUGGGUAUCCUCCAGCUAAAGUAGGCUACUGGCCAAAGGAGCUAUUUCCACAUCUACAAAAUGGUUCAUUAACUAUAGCUUGGGGAGGAGAUGGCUCCGCCGGAAGUAAUGGAGUUUGUCCUCCGAUGGGAAGCGGGCACAAGCCCGAUGGUGAUUACAGACAUGCAACGUACUUCCGAAUACUGCACUGGGUCGAUGCAGAUGGCAAGUUUGUACUGCCUUCGGGUGAAGUGACUGAAUGGGUGGAUCCAUCUCAUGUCUAUGAUUUGAAGACCUACGGCUACAAUCGAGAUUUGGGCUAUUGGAUUGGCUAUGGAGGUCCCGGAGGUUAUUGUAGCGGAUAG
This is a messenger RNA of Eucalyptus grandis, 960 nucleotides long. RefSeq lists its product as uncharacterized. The record is from RefSeq and is a predicted model, not a curated record. Lineage: Eukaryota; Viridiplantae; Streptophyta; Magnoliopsida; Myrtales; Myrtaceae. Bases 1 to 960 code for a protein of 319 amino acids. The transcript has 6 exons.